Angiostrongylus costaricensis is the source of this 1095-nucleotide messenger RNA. Lineage: Eukaryota; Metazoa; Nematoda; Chromadorea; Rhabditida; Metastrongylidae. The record is from the annotation of a GenBank genome assembly.
AUGCUUCGAUUUCGUCGGAAGGCCUAUUACUUUGACCUACUACAGGUAACAUUGCUUGGAUUAAAACUUGACUGGGUAUCGACUGGAAUUCGUCGUGCUGAGACGAUGAAGGUGCUUCUCGAUGCUGGGGCCGAUAUCGAGGCGAGGAAUUCGCUCGAGCACACGGCACUGCAGUGUGCCGUACUCGCAGGCCACCUCGGCACAGUGCGUCAGCUGCUUGACAAGGGUGCGGCCAUGGAGAACAAGGACGACAAGAGUGACCCGACUGCCUUGCAUUUAGCGUCGGCACUGGGCCAUGACGCGAUUGUACGCCUGCUACUGGAGCGCGGCGCCACUGUCGGCAGGAGGGACGAGCACGGUAGGACCGCCCUCGAUCUGGCUGUCGAGCACGAUCACAGAGAAGUGGCUUAUGCGCUUUUGGAAUCCGAAGAUUGGAAGAGUAUCAUGUCACCUGUGGAUGAAUUGCCAAUCGGGCGGCACAAUAUAGCGAGAGAUACUCCGUUGAGGAAGCUCAUCCGCAAAUAUCCUGAACUCGCCGGAAAGGUAUUCGACAAAUGCAUCACGUACGACGAAGAGAAUCCAAAAAGUCCAUGUUUUUUCUGCGAAUACGAUUUCACACUUCUGGACGACACAUACAUGGUGCCCUCGAAAGAUGGAACAAAGCUGCUGUCAACAGUGAGCCCGUACAAGGCUGAUGGAACUCUCAGGCAAGGCGCAAAAGCCUACUCUGACGACUACGACGUCGUCUACAAAAAUCAUCCGCUCAAAAUGAUGGCGAAAUGUGAAGUUCUUCUUUCACAUCCGUUGGUUUUAGCACUGCUAAAGCAUAAGUGGAAUAAUCUUGGCCGAUACGUUUACUACUUCGCGUUGGCCAUCUACUUGCUGUUCCUGUGCGCGUACACGUUGUACGUUACGCACACACCGGCUCCAUUCAACGUCUACGACGAAGAUCGCGGCGAGUUGGUCGAUCUGACGGCAAUUCUAGUCAGUGGAGAGCCCGAGUGUCCCAGAAUCAAGGAAUUACCUCUUUAUUUAGAUGUUUACUUUUUCAUACACAAUGGAGCUGCACUCUUUGAUAUGAACUAUCCACAUUAG